UUGCAGCAGCCACACAGCGUGGACCAGAGAGCGGAGGGAGAAGAUGGAAAGGUUGUUGCGUGCAUGGGGAGGGGGGCUGGAAUCUCGGCGCCAGCCCAACCAGUUUCCCUCUCACUUGUGGGAAUGGUAGCUGUCCGAGCGAAGCUUCUCUCUGGCCAUGGAGCGUCUCCCAGCCAGUAGCCGUGGUCGGCACCCUUCCUUGGCUUAAACCUAAGGUUCUGUGGAUUUCAGAAUGGCAGCAUCUAACUUGGAGAACCAGCUGCACAGUGCCCAGAAGAACCUCCUUUUUCUCCAGCGGGAGCAUGCCAACACGCUCAAGGGCCUGCAUGCGGAAAUCCGACGGCUGCAGCAGCAUUGCACAGAUCUGACGUAUGAGUUGACCCUCAAAAGUUCAGACUUGACAGAAAAUGGGAGUUCAAGGAGCGAAGAACUCAAGAGAAAGUGCGAAGAGCUGGAGGCUCAGCUCAAAGUGAAAGAGGCCGAAAACAAUGAGUUGCUAAAGGAACUGGAGCAAAAAAAUGCCAUGAUCAGGGUGCUGGAGAACACCAUCAAGGAGAGAGAGAAGAAGUACCUGGAAGAGCUCAAAAUGAAAAGCCACAAGCUAAACAUGCUGUCGAGUGAACUGGAGCAGCGGGCGAGCACAAUUGCGUACCUCACUUCGCAGCUGCACGCGACGAAGAAAAAGCUGAUGAGCUCGAGCGGGACUUCCGACAGCUCCCCUUCCGGAAGCCCCGUGCUGUCAAGCUAUAAGCCAGCCCCUCCCAAAGAGAAGCUCCCAGAGACUCCACGGCGCAGAAUGAAGAAGAGUCUGUCCGCCCCGCUGAACCCGGAAUUCGAGGAGGCCUACAGGUUAGGAUCGGAUAGUCGGAAGCUGCUGUUGCGGGAGCCUCUCGACGCCAUGCCUGAUCCUACCCCCUUUUUACUGGCCAGGGAAACUGCUGAGAUCCACCUGGUCAAAGAGAGGCCUUUAGUCAUUCCACCCAUUCCUUCCGAGCGCCCCUGUGCGGAGCCCCACAGCCCGGCUCGGGAGAAGCAGCACAGGGCUCACGUGGGCGUGGCUCACCGCAUCCAUCAUGUAACUCCUCCCCAGGCUCCACCAGAGGUUGAGACGCUAGCGGUGGAUCAGGUGAAUGGGAGCAAAGUGGUCCGAAAGCAUUCGGGGACAGACAGAACUGUUUAAGCCAGCUGUUUGGGGAAGGGGGGGUGACUCUCUUAUGCACUGUGAUCACAAAUGGGGUUAAUUGCAUCUGCAGUAAAUUUAUUUUCACUUUUUCGAAUGCCCCCCCUCCCCACCCCCGCAUGCCAAAUGUUUUCCAUCACUAAAAUAACCUCCUUUGGUGGAACCGCCCCGCCCCACUCUGACUGUGUCCAUAUUUGCAGACUCUCUGCUUAAUGAAACGCUGUGGCCAAACUGACUGCUUGCUUCUGAUGCUCCGUCAUUUAUUCUAAAGCGCACUUUGUGGGCGAGCGCCCAGGCAACAAUCUGCAUUAUUAAUCCGUAGUAAUGACAGAAACAGUCUCCUGAUAACCUUGCGGCAUUGUGUUAUUGGCUGCUCACGGUUCCAGCCUCUCUUGUAUGUAUCACUUCAUGCACAGUCCAGACAAAUCCUCCGGCGGGGAGGGAGCAGGGAAGGGGGGGGGGCACAGCUGACCAUGAUGCAGAUGUUUGCGUGUGAAGAGCCCUCCCCACAGCCAUCACCUGAUCCUGAUCACAGUGUUCAUGUUUUCUGUUAAAUUUUUAUCUUGAGCUACUGAAUCCCAACAAACUCUAUUUUGUUAACCCUUGCUGGUCUUGUUUGGUGUCCUUUUGUUCAGCAUUGGAGUACAACAGUCGCAACUGGCUCUUCCCAUGAAAAGGGUCAGAUCUCUCAGCUACCUAAAACACAAGGUGGGCUUUUAUGGCUUCUACUGGUCUGAAAAGGUAGAUCAGCGUGACACAGUAUUUGGGGAGGAUCCAAAAUACUCCUUCAGCCCAGGUUGGUCCUGUCUUUAUGUGAGAUUGAUGGCAGGCUCCCUGGGGGCGGGGGGGGGGGGGGGCUUGAGUAAUGUGGUGUAUGGGAGGGAAAGGUGGAUUGCCUUUGGGCUGUUUCUUCCAGCUUUUGUCCAGCCAGGAGCACAGGUAGCUGCUUUGCAGACAGACCAUGAGAGGCUCAGUUUUAAGCCGACUGUCCCGUUUGAUUGCUCAAGGAAGUCUAAAUGCCAUAGGUGUGCACUUCGUGGUCUAUGGCCGCUACAGGGCAUCUCAACCCACAACUGUUCUCCUCCGAGGUAGAGUCAAGACAAGACAGUGGAACCCAAAUGCUGGACACAUAAGUCACUGACAAAGGCGCUGAGUCAUUUUAGUCUUUGUCAGAUAAGCAUAAAAAUAGCUCCACUGUCUGGUAAAGAUGGAGGUCACUUUCCAUCUGCAUUUGAGGGUGAAAAUGUGCCUUCUGCUCAGCUCUCACCGUAGCCAAAGGGAAAGAGCAGCACGCUUCACUCUAGGAUGUAACAUAGCAAGGCAUGUGGCUAAUUCUGAGUAAUGUUUGGCUCAGUGGCUGGUUUCUUGGACAUGGAACCAAUUCAAAGAGCUGUUUCUUUUUCAUUGGCACGUCUUUAAACUGCACCUCUUUAAACUAUCAAGGCUGUGUGAUGCAAAAGAACUAAUGGCAGAUGGCAGCCAAUGGUGUUAGCUGUAUAUAGUCUUGUUCAGGAAAUAUCCUGCCACAGCUCUGCAAAAACGGGGGGGGAGGGGGGGGCUUCACUUUCACAGAAAGCCAUGUGAACACCUUUUGGACCACUGGGCCCAUUUAAGUUUACUCCUGAAAACCCCUUAACAUUGACCUGCUCCAUUUCCCCACACCGUCUACCCAUUCCUGCCUCCCUGAUGCAUUUAUUCUGUAAAUUUGUCUUUAUGUAUUGGGAUUUUUCUUCUUAAGUAAGCACUUAAGUCUCUCCUGGAGACUGUUAAAGGGAAAUUUUUACUUUUAACCAGACACCCUUUUUAAAUGUAUUGCAUUAACCACCACUGGGUUUGAUCACUUCUCUCUGUCUUCUAUUUACUCCCAUGUCCAGUGAUGGAAAGCAGCCUAAGGUUCUGGGAGAACUGUACUGUAACAUUAAAAAUGCUUUCAACCUUU
This is a messenger RNA of Sphaerodactylus townsendi, 3119 nucleotides long. RefSeq names its product coiled-coil domain containing 92 (gene CCDC92). The transcript has 4 exons. Gene Ontology annotation, cellular component: centriole. Lineage: Eukaryota; Metazoa; Chordata; Lepidosauria; Squamata; Sphaerodactylidae. The record is from RefSeq and is a predicted model, not a curated record. Bases 233 to 1180 code for a protein of 315 amino acids.